Dicentrarchus labrax (European seabass) is the source of this 1113-nucleotide messenger RNA. RefSeq names its product B9 protein domain 1 (gene b9d1). The transcript has 7 exons. NCBI's taxonomy places the organism in Eukaryota, Metazoa, Chordata, Actinopteri, Moronidae. The record is from RefSeq and is a predicted model, not a curated record. Gene Ontology annotation, cellular component: MKS complex. The coding region runs from base 126 to 770 and encodes 214 amino acids. Gene Ontology annotation, biological process: cilium assembly.
GGUAGCCGUAAGGAGGAGCAAACGUCGCCUUAGCAACGGUAGGGUUUUAGCUCAAUGAGUAGCAGCCAGGAUUCUCCUAGGGUUGAAUUAGUCGCAAAGCAAAGACGCCUUACAUUUCUAGUUAAAUGACGGAAGCCGUGAUGGCUACGAACAGCCCGUCGGUGUUUCUGCUGACAGUGAACGGACAAAUAGAGGGAGCGAACUUCCCAGAGUAUGACAACUUGUACUGCAAAUAUUGUUUUGUCUACGGUCACGACUGGGCUCCGACCUCGGGGUUGGAGGAAGGCAUCACACAAAUAACCUGUAAAGGCAGUCACUCUUCACACAAGUUAAUAUGGAACUUCCCACUUGAGACAACGUUUAAGAGUACAAACCCCUCUGGAUGGCCUCAGCUCGUGGUGAGUGUGUACGGUCCGGACGUGUUUGGCAACGAUGUGGUCAGGGGUUAUGGAGCGACACACAUUCCCUUCACACCUGGACAGCACACAAGAACCAUCCCAAUGUUUGUUCCCGAGCCCACAUGGAGACUUCAGAAAUUUACGAGCUGGCUGUUGGGACGGCGGCCCGAGUACACAGACCCUAAAGUAGUGGCCCAGGGCGAAGGCCGAGAAGUGACUCGGGUUCGGUCCCAAGGCUUCGUCACAGUCUCCUUUAACAUCAUGACUAAAGACAUGAAGAAACUGGGCUACGAUACAGGACCAUCAAGCCCGGCGAACACACAGUCUGCCACAUCUGGCUGGUCGACAGAGGAACAACCGUACAAAAUAUAAUAACAUAAGAGACUCUUUUACAGACAACUAAUUGGUGGGCUUUUCCAAUUAUUUGCCCUCAAGGAUGUUCGGUCCCCACCAAAACAAAAGCACAACAUUCAUGCUGAAUAUAAAAUUACAGUUUCAGUUGGUAUGGAAAUUCACAAUACUGCAAUGCCGCUGUGAAGAACGCAAGGGGUACACACACUCCUGUGCCUAGUGUUUUUUUUAGUAAAAUUGUCUAGAAAUGAAUUAUGAAAUUUUAUUAGAUGUAUUCAAAGUUCCAGAUAUAUUUGUAUGGUCCUGAUUUUUUCACUUUUACUAUAUUUUUUACUUUUUUAAAUAAAUGUGGACUUUGAAUGUA